Molecule: messenger RNA, 1296 nt
Organism: Uloborus diversus
Lineage: Eukaryota; Metazoa; Arthropoda; Arachnida; Araneae; Uloboridae
Exons: 1
Coding region: 1-1296 (431 amino acids)
Source: RefSeq, a predicted model, not a curated record
AUGAACUCCAUUCCGACGGAGGACAUUAUUGCCAACAUCGAAUCAAGCCUAAGACAACUACCGCAAGCAGAGGCUGAAGAAAUUCGGAGAGAAGCGUCCCGCAUCCUGCACAAAGCCAAGCCACCAAGAAGUAAUGUCAGCAAUGCAGAGAGAAAAGCCAUAAAAAGUCUCAAUGAAGACAAAUCGAUUUUUAUCCUACCGGCAGACAAAGGCAACGCUACGACUGUUCUCAACACCGAAGACUACCGAAGAAAGAUUAGGGAUCUGUUGGACCCUACGAUCUACGUAAAACUCCGUCGUGACCCUACAUCCAGGAUCCUGAAGAAGACCAACUCACUAAUUAUGAAAUCAACACUACCUGAGAAAACAAAGGAGACAAUUUCAUCAUCUGAAGCGCUCAUCCCCAGAUUAUAUGGAUUGCCAAAAAUCCACAAAGAAGAGUUGCCGUUGAGACCUAUUGUCAGUGCCAUAAACUCUCCUACUCACCUCCUCUCUAAACAUCUUGCCAGUUUGCUGAAACCCCAUGUCGGGGCUACGGAAUCUUUUGUUAGAGAUUCGUCCCACUUCAUAGAGAAGCUCAAAACCUACAGUCUCCAGUCAACAGAUAUCUUGGUAAGCUUCGACGUCGUUUCUCUCUUUACGAGAGUUCCAAUCAAGGAAGCCAUGGAGAACGUACGGGAAAUAUUUUCACCGGAUAUCGCUGAUUUAUUCCAGCAUGUCUUAACGACCACGUAUUUCCAGUGGAACAAUGACAUCUAUGAGCAGAUAGACGGUGUAGCCAUGGGGAGUCCAUUGAGCCCUGUAAUUGCCAACUUCUACAUGGAGAAAUUUGAAGAAGUUGCUCUCAGCACUGCGGAAAAACAACCGACUUGUGGGCUCAGAUACGUCGACGACACUUUCGUGAUAUGGAGCCAUGGAAAAGACGAACUUCACCGAUUCUUGACUCACAUAAACAGCCAACAUGAGAAUAUCCAAUUUACGAUGGAAACCGAAAACGACGGGAAGUUGCCUUUCCUGGAUGUCUUGGUCAGUGGCAGAGAUGACGGAUCCCUAGGACAUCGUGUUUAUCGCAAACCUACACAUACUGAUCGCUAUCUACACAAGGACUCUAAUCACCAUCCUCGACAGAAGAGAGGUGUAAUGAAAACUUUAUUCGUGAGAGCCAACAGAAUCUGCGAACCGACUGCUAUCGAGCAUGAAAUUUCCCACCUCACAAAUGUUUUCCAAGCCAACGGUUUUUCAAAGCAAGAGAUCAAAAGAGCCUUCCACCCCAAAAUAAAAAAAACAGCCACUUAA